UAGUUGAGUGACCCUUGUCGUACGCAUUCCUCCCUCCCCUCCAUGACCCCCGCAGGACGCUACACGCCACCUUUGUUUACCUGUGAUCUCCUCGCUCUCCACCUCACCAUAUCCUUGUGUUACCUGCCCUCCACCAUUUCCCCGUCCAUUAAAUUGAGGCAUCACUCACCCCACUGCUGGCCUUCAGGAUGGGGACACGAGUAGCUGGUGGUCUCCACUUCUCCGACAAGUCCCUGGUGGGGGUGUCAAGGCUUCUUGAGGAUCUGCAGCAUCUGUUGGAGGAUAAGGACUCUGCUGAUAUAAUAUUUGUCAUUGGGCGGGAGGAGACACACAUAGCUGCUCACAAGCUUAUCCUCAAGGCCAGAUGCAAAAGCUUUGUGGAGGCGUCAGGCGGAGAGGUGUGUGUCAUCCCUGGCAGCACUGUGACUCCGGGUAGCCCCCACACUACCAUUCGCUUGCCACAGUACCAGCCUGUCAUCUUUCGGCAGGUCAUCAACUACAUCUACACGGGCAAGGUUGUAAUGAGUGACAGUGGAGUGUUUGAAGUGCAUGGAGUGGCUCAUGACCUUGGGCUGGAGGAACUCUGCCAGCACUGUGAGGACCACAUUGCCACCACCAUGACACCCCACAACGCCUGCACCUUCCUCAUGGCCGCCCUCAAGAUGGAGCAACGCACGGGAGGGAGCAAGGGAAGCCGUUCCUUUGUGGACCGCUGUGUGGCCUAUAUUGGUGAGAAUGCACUGGAAUGUAUGCAGACAUCUUCCUUCCUAAACCUGUCCCGGGAAGCACUCAUACGCCUCAUCUCCUCUGAUAAUCUAGCUCUGGAGGAGGAAGAUGUGUGGCGUGGGGUCCUCAACUGGGCCAAGUAUGGUGCGGGUGUGGCCCAGCCCACGGCACACUGGACAGAGGAGGAGAGGCUUCGUGUGUGUCAACAGCUUCAGGGUGUUAUUAAUCAUGUUCGACUCCUGCUCAUUGACAGCCAGGUGUUUGCUGAAGAGGUGGAGCCAACAGGAGCAGUGCCUAUGGAGCUUUCCCUGGAGAGAUAUCGCUAUGCUGCCCUUCCCAAUAAGUUUAAGGAUAACUCGACCAAUGAGGACAAGCGACUUCAACCCAGAGUGUCCCUAAAGCUGUUUGCUGGCUCUCAGAUACUGAUCAAUGAGAAGAUGUCCCUCCAGCGGAUCCUUAACAACUGGUAUGGCGUCAACAAACAGAUGUGGCGUCUGGUGUACCGAGCAUCUACUCAUGGCUAUUCAGCUGAUGCCUUCCACCGCCACUGUGAUGGUGUGGCACCCACCUAUACAAUUGUCAUGGGUCAGCAUGGAGAGAUCUGUGGAGGGUUUAGUGAUGUCCCUUGGGGCAAGACUACCAUGAAGGGUAGAUACGUUGCCUCUGACAAAGCUUUCCUUUUCACCCUUGUCAACAACCAGGACAUCCCCCCUACAAAAUUUCCAGUCAUAAAGAAGAUGUUUGCCAUCUGCUACCAUCCAGACUGUGGCCCAAUCUUUGGUGCUGGGGCAGACCUCUUCAUUGCAGGGAACUGCAACCAAAACCUUGAGAGUUACUCCAACCUGCCCCAUUCAUAUGAUGGUGAAAAUGCUUCCUGCAAUACUCUGAUGAGUGACUACAACUUCACAGUGCUAGACUAUGAGGUGUUCUCUCCCUAUGGAAAGUGAUGUCACUGUGGUGGUGUGGGGAGGAAGUGAUUGGACUGUGGAUAUUUGUGGUUGUCCUGGGAGAAAAGUAAUGGAGUAUGAGAAAUGUGUUACUGUCUAAGAAAAAAAAAAAAAGAGAGAGAAAUAUUCAUUGCAUAUGAGACAAUCUUACCACUACACAUACUUGCUGGAGUGUCACAUUCUGUGAUCAAGUAAAAAUGUUUCUAUGUGCAAUAUUUCAUCCUUCUGAUGAAGUUAUUCCCAUUGUUCAUUAUGACAUGGCUGUCAUUGGAGUCCCUUUGUAUUUGUGUCUCAUAUGUUUGUUCUGUUGUUAUUAUCUUUAUGUUAGUACAAUGAUUCAGUGUCUUUCUGAAUAUGUUUAUCCAAUAUUUUACAUUAAAAUAACAAAAUAAGUAAAUAGAUAUUUUCAUCAUAACUUAGAUGAAAACUGACUAUUAUUUAGGUAUUGUAAAUACUGACAUAUCUGUUCAUGUUAACUUAUGAUUGAAUUCCUUAUCUUCCUCUCAUGAUGUGAUGUGAAGUGAUGAGUAAAUCCUGACUGUUCCUUCCUGAUUCACUCAGUGAUUAUUUAGAAGAGAAAGCAGCUGACUGGUUGUCCCUAGGCUCUCAAGGAAGGGAGAAGGUAAAGAGAUUUUGUAUCUAGCUGAUUAGGGAAAAGCUAAACAGCAUCAGUUUGCUUCUGCAAAUAGUUUUCUUGUUGAAAAAUUAUAAUUAAGGUUUUACAAGUGGAUUUAUAUAUAGGAAAACUUAAGCCCUGAAGGUUGUUAUAUUUGUUGAUUUAUUUUUAAAAUAUAUUGUGUAGUAUCAA
Scylla paramamosain (green mud crab) is the source of this 2481-nucleotide messenger RNA. Its product is annotated as BTB/POZ domain-containing protein 9-like. The record is from RefSeq and is a predicted model, not a curated record. The coding region runs from base 189 to 1673 and encodes 494 amino acids. Gene Ontology annotation, molecular function: protein binding. Lineage: Eukaryota; Metazoa; Arthropoda; Malacostraca; Decapoda; Portunidae. The transcript has 10 exons.